Acanthoscelides obtectus is the source of this 1878-nucleotide messenger RNA. Lineage: Eukaryota; Metazoa; Arthropoda; Insecta; Coleoptera; Chrysomelidae. The record is from the annotation of a GenBank genome assembly.
AGGAAAUCAAAAUGAACCGCUCUACUAUAUAAGUAAUCACUGAGCAUGUGCCCCUGUACGGAUCAGCUGUGAGCAUGCCGCGGCAACACGUUGUUUCGGUGUAUCGCAUUUCGUUGCGCGGCAAAUCACAUCGCGGCUGCCUCGUUCGGUGCGCGGCUUACCUCGGCUGAAGUGUAUUCCCAGCGUAACAUUCUAAAACUUAUUACGUCAUCUUAUGUCAUACUAGAACUUAUUACGUCUCAACUUUGGCGCGAAAUUUCACGUUCAAAUUCUGAAAGGCAGUUUUUGUCACAUCUCAUUCAUAAAGGCAAAAUACCCACUACUUAUCUAUCACACAUUCGAACAGACCCUUUUAAAAGAGGAAGAUCGAUAUAACAUACUUAGGGAUUUUCAUUAUUUAUUAGUUGUUGAGCUAUUGGAUAUUUUAUCUAAAAAUACACUGAAGUAUGACAGUCUGCAAAUCAGCUACCUCAGAGCUGCCAACAAUAGAGACAUAUAUCUAGGAUUUGAAUAUAUGGAGACAGAUCUGCAUAAUGUGAUAAAAAGGGGGAAUAUUCUAAAGGACAUCCAUAAAAGGUAUAUAAUGUAUCAACUACUUAAAGCAAUCAAAUACAUACAUUCUGGUAACGUAAUACAUCGAGAUUUGAAGCCCAGCAAUGUACUUCUGGACAGCCUAUGUAGGUGCAAAAUUGCAGAUUUUGGAUUAGCAAGAUCACUUACCCAAGGCUCGGAAGGAACAAUAGGAGAAUGUGAUCCCACUCUUACCGACUAUGUUGCAACAAGAUGGUACAGAGCACCAGAAAUUCUAAUAGCAAAUAGAAGGUACACUAAAGGUAUAGAUAUGUGGAGUUUAGGUUGUAUACUCGCAGAGAUGUCUGUCGGUAAACCUAUAUUCCCUGGAACUUCAACGGUGAACCAAGUAGAAAAAAUUAUGGCAACUAUUCCUACUCCAAGUACAGAAGACUUGACGGUGGUAUGCGUUUCUGGCGUGGGCUCUUCGAUGAUCAAAAACGCAGCAGCAGUCCAAAAAGUGCCCCUGCACACUCUCAUGGGUAGUAAUAUACGACCUGACGCAAUCAGCCUCAUCAACGACCUUUUGGUGUUCAACCCUCUUAAGAGGCUGACUGCUGAAGAGGCGCUGGAGCAUGAGUACGUGUCCAGGUUCCAUGAUCCAGAUCAAGAGAUUGUAAUGCCAAGUAAUGUGACCAUCCCGCUGAAUGAUGAUGUCAGAUUAUCAGUCGACGAUUAUAGGAAUAAACUAUACGAAAUAAUGACAGCACAUCAACGACGUGUAAUUACUACUAAGCCAAACAUCACAGUAAAGAAAAUAUUUCCGCCUGAAGUCUACUCGAAGGUCACGAAGAAUGCCGAAAGGUACAUAAAAUCGCAUGUCGUGAAAGAACGCUCAUGCAUCUCCCAAUCGGAACCAAGGAUGAAUAAUCUGCAACAUAAACAACAUCAGCAAUGGCUUCGCACCGCAGCAGCCCACAUACGAUCAGACUCCAAAGUGAUGCAGCAGACAGCGCCCUCUGCGGUAUCCAAUUCUUCAACGAGGCAUAGAGAAUCCUCUCUGAGGGCUGGGGUUGAUUACAACCAGCAAAUGAAAUCAACCAGUGAAGUCCCAAAAAGAAAAGUCCUUCCAAGCCGAACUAAUUUAUGUAACUCUUUCAACAGUUACAAUAAAAAUCAUGGCAUCAUCACACAAAGCGCGCUGAUGGAACUAAGAGCAGCUGGAUUGAGAUGAAGCUGAUCUUUUAAGAUGGAUUUGUUUUUAACACAAUGUAAUAUUUACACUUUUUACUAUGCUAUAUCUCUAUACUUGGUAUUUUAUACAUUUUGCACACCAUAUAUUUUCCAAAUAAAUGGAAUGAAAUCCGA